AUGGAUCUUGAGAGAGUUCGAAAGCAUCCUUGGGGAGUUGCUGCUUAUGACCUUCUCUGCAAUUCAGUAGCCAAAAAUCGUGACAAAUUGAAGGAUAAGACUACUAGUUAUGUGUUGGAUGGAUUCUCCUACGUGUUGCAAAUUUGGGCAAUGGAAGCGGUACCGAAGAUUGGGAAGCUUUGUGGAAAAAAACUGGACAAGGGAAAUUAUGAUGUAGUCCAAGAUCAGGCUUUUCGCAGAGCUGAUGAAGUGGAGGAUGAUAGAAUCCAGGUUCUGAUGGAGUUGAUAAAGAAUAAGCAUGAUUGGAGUGAGCAUAUUUGGGAAAUUGAAGAAACUGCAGUGGUUUAUUUAUCUCUUGAUGAUGAAUCAGCUGUGAAUGAUGAAGGAAGCGUGAAUUUUGAAGCAGCCGAGAGUGAUGAAGACUUUCAGACUCCAAAAGGAUCAAAGAACGUAGGCGCUAGAUCAAAGAAGGGUAAGAAGAGGCUUCUGGAUCGUGGUAUGGAAAAAAGGAGGCAUAAGGUUCUUUCAAGUGGACCAAAGCAAGCGCCUUUUAAUGAAGACAUGAAGGCUUUUGUGACACAGUUGUUUGAGCACAAUUUCUCUGGAAUGGAGCAGAGACUACAGAAACAGAUGGCUGAGACAUUUGACCAAAUGCGGACAGAGCUUAAAGAUUUACGUAAGGAACCAAGCGUUGAAGUUGAGCUUGGAGAGCCUUCACCGACCAAGCCAUCGACGAGCCAAACACCGUUGAGGAGGUCCACACGCGGGGUAAAGAAACACUAG
Molecule: messenger RNA, 783 nt
Organism: Brassica napus (rape)
Lineage: Eukaryota; Viridiplantae; Streptophyta; Magnoliopsida; Brassicales; Brassicaceae
Exons: 2
Coding region: 1-783 (260 amino acids)
Source: RefSeq, a predicted model, not a curated record